AUGGCGUCCUCAGCCUCAAAACGCCUCUUCAAAGAAUACAAAGGACUAUCCUCAGACGCACCGGAGGGCAUCACAGCGGGACCUGUCUCAGAAGAUGACAUGUUCACGUGGGAAGCGCUGAUACAAGGGCCUGAGGGGACGCCUUUUGAAGGCGGGAUAUUUCUGGCGGAACUCAAGUUUCCGAAAGACUAUCCGCUGGCGCCGCCGAAGAUGAAGUUCUUGGUGGAUAUGUGGCAUCCAAAUGUAUAUCCUAGUGGUGAAGUGUGCAUAUCUAUCCUUCACCCUCCGGGCGACGACCCGCACCACUACGAGCAGGCUAGCGAGCGCUGGUCGCCGAUCCAAAGUGUCGAGAAGAUACUGAUAAGUGUGAUGAGUAUGUUAGCAGAGCCGAAUGACGAGAGCCCGGCGAAUGUGGAUGCCGCGAGGAUGUGGAGAGAGCGGAGGGCGGAUUACGAGAAGUUGGUUAGGGAUAAUGUGAGGAAGAGUUUGGGGCUAUGA
Molecule: messenger RNA, 498 nt
Organism: Lindgomyces ingoldianus
Lineage: Eukaryota; Fungi; Ascomycota; Dothideomycetes; Pleosporales; Lindgomycetaceae
Product: ubiquitin-conjugating enzyme
Exons: 2
Coding region: 1-498 (165 amino acids)
Cellular component (GO): endoplasmic reticulum; cytosol
Source: RefSeq, a predicted model, not a curated record